CCGGCUAUGGAAUCAGCGAGAGACCAUUCCGUCCCGACUGCGGCCGAUAUGAAAGACAAGAGGGCCUCCAGGAUUCCGGUGCGACUGAAAAACAACGGCAUCAAUCCGAAACAUAAGGCGCGCACGAAAAAACCUGCAUCACCGAAAACGGUGACGGGCGACAGAAAUCCAAACGUCACGAAUAAACUGAAGCAAAAGACUGACGAUGAAAAAUCGAUGAAGAUACAGGAUUGGUCGGAUAACGUGUCCGAUAAAGCGAAGUCCCAAUCGAAAAACAAAACCAAUGACCACCAUAACUCAAAUCAUCCGAAGCCCAUCUCCGAAGACUGUAAAUUAAAUCGGACAGCACUCGGCGGACCACCGACUGCUGAUAACGCGCCCCCGUCCGGGCACCAUCCGGAGACGUUCGAAUUUCGGGAGACGCUUAUACAAGAAAAAAUAUUGUAUCAUCGUGUCGGGGAGAAUGGAAACUCGGAGAUUACAUUGGACUACGGCGGGAACGUAGUGGAUUUGUCGCAUCAAACUAAUGAUGCAGACGUCGCUUGGAUGGAGUCGGAGAUUAGGACCAAUUACUUGGAUACACAACAAUUAAGAGAGAUUGAAUUGGACGAUACCAUCGUUAUUGAGGCACCCGAAGAGUUCAGGACUGCCGAAACAGACACGGAAUCCCCAACGGAGUCACAGUCCCCCGAGCUCAUCGACGGCACCGCCGUCGAGCCACCGCAGACCGUACCGGAAGAAGAACGCGAACCGGGCCCAACGUGCGAGCCGAACCGCAACGCCGGCGGCGCAGUACCACCGGAAAUGGAGGCAACGACUCGCCGCACACCAGACAAAGACGUCGCCAUGGAUCAGAACGAGACACCGGUCGAACGGGUCGACGUAAAUAACGCAGAACCCGCGAGCACCGCUUUAGAAGCGUACGGUACGUCGUCGGGUGGGCAUUUAAACUUUCACGACGUAAACAAUGAUGAAAUCGGUCGCGGGAGAGCGGUACCGCUGAACAGUGUCAAUAGCACGGGCGCGGAUGCGAGUGCGAUUUCGGUACGAUCGGAUUUACCAAGUGGCGAAGAAGUGGUUGUUGUUCUUUGUGAUGUGCUCGGUCGCGACGUAAACAAGAGUGUCGAGUGUGCACACGUGGGUGGUACCGGUAAUACGCCUACCAGUGAUUUUAUUAGUGACAGAUCGUGUUUAAAUAUGCAACUCGACAGUGUUUGUGCGACUGCCUCCGGUUCCAGUGAAGUUAACGAACAGUGUUCGUCAGAUUUGGAUGGAGGAUGCCUUAAUAUUUCCAGUUCGCCGGAUCAAUUGCUCCAAGACAACAGCGUUGAUACAACGGAUAACUGUUCUGUGAGUGCCGAAGCGUCUGAAAUGGAGCCACCACCGCGUACCCCCAGCGUCCUGUCCCAGGACCUGGAACGUGUCCAGGACGCGGAGCUGCCUGCUGCAAAAACGGCAUCGGCGGAACCGUCGUCGGCGUCCGCGGCCGCAACAACAGAAGGAGAAAAGCGUGCGGCAAAGGGUCUCGACGGAAACAAGUGCGCGGGCCAUGAGUCUCUGGAUCCAUCGAUCGCGAGCGGCGUGCCGGAGUGCGCAGACAGCGGCGGGUGCAGUUGUAGCGCGGCCUCCAAGCCCUGUGCCACGUCGAAUCGACGGCCGUCGCACGCGUCUACCACCCACACCGUAGCUGGCGCUGUCAGAUGCAUCGCGGCGGACAGUGACAGUAGUGUUGCACCACCGCCGCCGGACUGCAGUGAUGCCAAGUGGCCACGAGACGACGAGGCCGGCCGUCCCGCACCGGACACCGCCACUCCGCACUCGCAUCUCGUCUGGAAGUUCCAAAACGGGCGGCUAGUGUUUGAAACGGUCGAAAGCAAAAGUGGACGCGCGGGCGAAAGUGAAAGAGUGACGAGCGACAACGGCCGCCACUCGAGCGACACGUCCGAACUCACCUCCUUGGAGUCCGCCAAUGCGAUACUCUACAGCAAGGACUUGAAUAAGCGCGUCGACGACAACAAAUCGAGGCUCAAACACCUCGAGGAGAAGCUCAAACAGGCCGGUAUAACUGACGACAUAAACAAACCGAACCAGUACGACACCAACCACAAUAAGAUACCUCCGCAGUCGGAGCUGACGGAAGAGAACCUCCACAGGCAUGCCUCCGCACCUUACGACGAGGAAGACCUCAUCCCGCCGGAGAACAGCCUAGACUUCUGCCAGUUCGACCCCCGCCAGAUCUGCUACGACGACUUCAACGGUUACGUGGAGGUGUACGAUGAGUUCGACAGCGAUUCAGAGGAAAACUUCAUAAUAAUGCGCGAGUCCAACACCAACAUGGGCACGGAAACGGAGCGUUCCAAGCACAACCCCGACAAGAACAAUCUCAAGUCCCUCCUCAAGAAGCCGGGUCGUAACAAGGACAAAAAGAACCGCGUAGUGUUCAACGAGAACAAGAAUGAGUUCUUCGACGCCGACUACAUCAUCCUCAUACGCGAGGAGUGCGACUUCGACGAGGACGACGACGACAGCGUCUGCACCUGCAACCAGCACGAGAUGGUGCGGCUGCAGUGCUGCGAGCCGAACUGCAAUUGCAUGUACGACGGGUACGACCAGACGCCGCAGAGUCCGAAAUUCGCGCCGCCGAUCGAGUUCGUGGACGCGGUCACUCUCAGUCCUCCGGAGGGGUACAAGGACAUGGAGCUGGGCGAACAACAGCUGUUGGCGUUGCAACAGAUGGCCAGGAGAGGACAAAGGGCUCCGGUGUGCAGGGAAUGUCGCGAAUGCUCUCACGAAGAGGAGGAGGACGAUGAUGAAGGCGAAGGCUCGGACACCGAAUGUCGGGGUGAGGCCGAUCCCUGUGCGAGGGACGAGUACAACGACAGGAAGACGGCGGACGAGGAGGAGGAGAAGGAAAAGACUGACCAGAGCCAACAGACCACCCCCACGACGCCACCCAAUGACCCCAACGCAGAAAGCCCAUCUGGUCAGCGCAACUACAUCUUAGAGACAAUCUCGAUGACGACGGUGACGGAGCAGAGGGUGAUGCGAGAGGUGCAUCAGGACGAAGAGGCGGUAGGACGUCGAAAUCCGGUACCUCCGGGCGGAUCACCCAUCAGCGGCAUCCUCAAGGGCGGCCGCCUCUGGAAACAGCAGAGCGUCGACGUGACGGGAACGGCCAACUCCUCCGCCGCCAAACAACCCGAGACGCAGCAGAUUCCCGAUUCGGACGACGAGGCGUCUAACAAACGUUCGGUGCGAUUUAUCGAAACCGAGUCGGACAAGAGAGACAGUUGUGACGGCGCAUCCGACAAUCCCCAGGAGACCGAAGAGGACAUCGACGAGGUUGACGCGAAAUCGGACAAGUCUAAGAACGAACUGAAACCGGGAGAGAACAUCAGCAGCUCAACAUCACCUGAAAGUACGGAGAUGACGCUCACUUUCAAAUUAGGAAAUCACGUGCUGAUUUCCAACAACAGUUUGAAGCCCAACUCAGCGGUUAGACAGCUGUUUCCUUGUACAAAGCCUGCUGCACUCAAAGGUCAAAAUGAUGAAGAAGCAGUACACCAAUAUUUGGUAACAGCUGAAUCGCUUAGAGCCUUUGAAGAGGCCAAGAGGAGCAAACUACCCCAGAUGAUACAAAGUGGAGAGACUGAUGAAUCAAUUAAGAAAGCAAUUGAAAGAAAUACUUUAAGAAGGUCAUUAAUAAGAUAUGAACCAAAGAGCCGGAAGGCCGUUCAAAAGACUGACAACUCCCUGGUGGAACGGAUAAAACAGUUGACGUGCGACAUCGACGACCCGAACCAGGAAGAAAUUGCGGCAAGGGUGAGUCCUACAGGGGAGGAAGCACGCAACUCUCCCGAAGUGAAUUCGACAUCGGCACUGAAACUGACCAACCACGACAAGAGCUUCUCGCCAUCUUCGUCCUCUACGGCCAGUUCGAAUUCGUCUGGCAUGUCUUCCACCUACAAGAAAAUCACCGAUUUGUUCGGCAAAAGAACCAGUGACGGAAAGUUGCCGGAUGUUCAGAAUAAUUUUGGCGCCGUCGGUACCGGACUUCCCGAUUUGGGCGGACCUAAGCAGGAGGUCACCGAUUCGAAUCAAGGCACGAUGAAGCCUAAUCCUUUGAAUGAAAACAGAAGACAGUUCUUGUCUACUCUUGCGCCACUUACGGCAUGUGUUAGUGCUAUGGGUAAUACGGAAGAGUACUAUUACCAUAUGAGCAAUCAGAUAGGAGAGAGAGCUUCUAUGGCUAGUUCCAUGGGGACUGAGUACAGCUUGGAAGAUAUUGAUGAAGGUCUUAAGAAUACUGAAGACGAUCCAAAGAGAAUAGCUCCAGAUGUCCUUGCAGGGACUCCAUCUGCGAGUGAAUCUGGAGACGAGCUCGCCAUGUUUGUACAGCAGGAUGCUAGCAGAAUUGAAAGGAUAAAGAAAAAAUAUCAGCCAGAAGAGAAAAAGAACGACGACGAAGAUGAUGAACAUGAUGAUUAUGGUUUCAAUCGUCGACCGAGUGUACGGGGCAUUAAACCAAGAUUUGGAUCGACAACUGAGAUCUUACAACAAAUUCAAAAUCAGCUUCAACCGCCUGUACCUGCCCGAGUCAAUUGGCCGUACUAUUCGGAGAGUGGACUCGACAAUAAAACGAGGAAUUCGGUGCCAAACAUGGCAAACUAUCACACCCUUCCAGAGGAGAUGAAGAGAAAUUUUGCUUCCACAUACAGGCCUACCUCAUUGCAGGAUGAAAAUCUCUAUCAAAAUUGUGCCACAACUCAACGAUGUGUAUAUAGAAACGUUAAUACAGGCACAUAUUCGACAGUAAUGAGAGUAGCAGGCUGUAAUGAAUAUUAUCAGUCGUUGCCGAGGUCGAGAAGUAACAGUGGAAGUAGACCGCAAUCACCUCCACCCUUAGAUGUUAGCAAAUAUCAACAGACCAUGGUCUACAUACCAUACAAUCAUUUAGAAGGAUAUCAACCUCCAAAUCCAUAUUACCCCAACAACGAUUACGCAAGAGUUUCCAAUCAAAACCAAAUCAAUAAGAGGUACAUUGAACCAAUUUAUCAGCAAAGAAUACAUGCUCAUCCUGACUAUAACCCUAACAUGAUGCCACCCAACGUUCACAAGCCAAUGAUGCGCAUGCCUUACGCUAACGGACAACCCCCAUCGCAUAUAAUCUCCUCCAGAAGCGAAUCACCUUUACCCGGUCAAUUUUCUACCGCCAGGUCCACACAAACGCCUGCCGUCAGCAUGUCCACUUGUAACUAUUAUCAAGCAAAUCCCCGAUACCGACCGAUGGUGGGCCCGGUCUACCAAGGCGAAGGAACCUACGUGACGAAAAUCAAUCGGCACAGUUUUCCAGCAGGAAAUCCUCGGUAUCCUCCGGCAGACAGCGUAUCUUUAACCGACUCAGACAGCGUUCACAGCGGCCAAAUGCCUCCCAUGAUGCCAAACGGCUUCACGAGCCGACAAACAGACAUUAACUUCCCGGCCACUCAGAAAGAUAAUUUGCAGGGUUCACCUACAAAACCUAGAUUCAUAGAGCGCGGUGUUCCCGAGGGCGCCGCCAGCAUUUCGCCGCAAGAUUCGACUGCCACUCAGAGCAGUAGUACCAUGACUUCACCCACUUCGCCCCAAAAUCCCCCGCAAAGUAAUCAAAAACCAUUGUUUUACGCUAUGAAUGUCUAAUUAUUGUGAUAAGAGAUAUUUUGUGGGGAUAAUUAUUGUGGAAUUUGCCAAUUUGAGAACAGUAGACUUAAGAUUUAAUGCAGUUUCUCGAAUCUGUUAGAGAAAACACUUCGUUUUGAGGAGAGGAACACGGAUUUGAGACCACUUGGAAUUAAUAAUUGAGCACGAGGAGUUUCUCAGUUCUCAGUGCGGGUUGUUUUUUGAGGAUACUAUUUGCUUUAGAUGGAAAUAAAGCAUAUAUCGACCUAAGAAGACUAGUAGGUUAUAAUAACCAAUAUAUACUGGCAGAAAUGUUUAUAGUUCUUGAAUACUUCAUGUUGCUUUGUGGGACUAUCGCCAACUGUUUCCGGAAAUAGCAGUAUUAUUGAAGAAUAUAUUAAUGAAAAUUGGUUGGCGAAAGUUUCACUCGGGUCAAUGUGUUAGUUUCUGUUAGUCCCCUAUAAAGGGGAUGCACUAGGACCGUUUUUUUAAUGUUAUAUCAUGAUGUAUAGAUACGUAGUCAUUGUUGCCAAAAAUAUGAGAUUCCAUUACCAAAGUAUUAUAGUUAGAUAAGUGUUACUGACCAAAAAUAAUGAAAAAUCAAUAUAUUCGAAUUGUGCUUUACAAAAGCAUCCCCAAUAAUCUGUUCAAUUGAAAAUAAUUUUAGCAGAUACCAGACCAUACCAAAAUAUUAGCAUCUACCUGAGGAAUAAUUUACUAGAGUGGAUCUUCAUAUUUAAUCUAUUAACUGGUAUUUUUAAUAAGAUGCAAUCUCUCAUACCACUAAGUUUUAACCACAUAUCUUUAAUCAGAUAGGUAUGGCCAAAUCUAGUACGUAUUCUUCAAGUUGUGAUAGAUAUUACUAUAAAUUCAAAUACUUGGUAGUUUUGUACAUUCUUAUAGACUAGUCAAAAAUGCUGUUCAUGAAAUUCUUGAAUUAUUUUUAAUUGAAAGGAUAUAACUUGAAGAUAUUUUUAAGUUUUUUAGGCUAACCUCAAUAUUGUGAUUCACAAAAAUGACAAGGUUGCUUUAAAUAUUAAUAUAUAUGGAGUAUUUAUUAUGGUAGGAAAUAAAAGAAAAAUAUUUA
Aethina tumida (small hive beetle) is the source of this 6745-nucleotide messenger RNA. RefSeq lists its product as uncharacterized. The record is from RefSeq and is a predicted model, not a curated record. The transcript is spliced from 14 exons. NCBI's taxonomy places the organism in Eukaryota, Metazoa, Arthropoda, Insecta, Coleoptera, Nitidulidae. The coding region runs from base 7 to 5679 and encodes 1890 amino acids.